This is a messenger RNA of Salvia miltiorrhiza (redroot sage), 507 nucleotides long. RefSeq lists its product as uncharacterized. Lineage: Eukaryota; Viridiplantae; Streptophyta; Magnoliopsida; Lamiales; Lamiaceae. Bases 1 to 507 code for a protein of 168 amino acids. The transcript has a single exon. The record is from RefSeq and is a predicted model, not a curated record.
AUGUCGAGAGUCACGGCGCUGGAAUCGGUGGCGGCGACCGCCGCCGCUCGGAGGCAGCCACUGCUGGCGAGGACCGCGACGUCAUCGGCGACAUCGAGCGACUGCGCCGACGCGAAGGACGGCGGCGGAGGGAGGAACAGGCGGGGGAGCAGGAUAGGGGAGAUGGCGGGGGAGUGCGCGGCGGUGUGCUGCUGCUGCCCGUGCACAAUGGUGCACCUCCUGAUCCUCGCCGUGUACCGCCUCCCGAGGGGCCUGUGGAAGAAGAAGAAGCGGAAGAUGUUGCUGAGGAAGAAGAAGCGGAAGAAUUUGUCGGAGGAGGCGGCGAAUCGGCGGAGAUCGAGCUCGCUCGUGUUCCACGGCGGCGACGCGGCGGCGGAGGAGGGGGAGUCGACGGAGGAUGAGGAUCGCGGGGUGGAAAACGACGUCGUUGACUGGGAUAAUGAGAUGUGGGACCGGUUCUACGGCGCUGGGUUUUGGAGGAGCGCGUCGCAAAGAAGCGACGAAUGA